AUGCCUCGAUCUACUCACUACCGUAGCAGCCGCAGCACUGCAGUCAACACACCUUGUAACACAGGUCGUACCGUAAUUGCGGGAAACGGCGGUGCUAACCCCGUCUAUGAUGACAUGCUCCAAGAUGCCGAGAACCUCCAGUCACUUCUCGAGGAGGCGGAGCAGGGUCUCAGUCGCAUCCGCACCGGUAUCACCGGCCUCGUCGUCUCAGGCGCUGCCAUGGACAGCAGCGUGCUCGACUUGCCUCAGGCCAGCAUUGCCUGCCUUCUGUUGGCAAUCAUAACCCUCCAGCUCGACAUGAGGGAUCAGAUUCGGGAGCAAGAAGCAGCAAGCGACUGUCCCGCUAUCGAAUUGUUCCAUAAUAUAUCAUCCAGGUUGGACAACAUCGAACGAUAUAUCCUGCUUACGGCUGACGCUAGCUAUGAUCUGGAAGAAAAUACCAACCUACUCUUGGCGGAUCCGUCGGACGAGCGUCAAAGGACUGAGUUUGAGGAGCUCGUUGGCGAGUUUACCAUAUACGUGCCUGGGAUCAUGCCCUCAACGCCUUCUUUAUAA
Molecule: messenger RNA, 555 nt
Organism: Anthostomella pinea
Lineage: Eukaryota; Fungi; Ascomycota; Sordariomycetes; Xylariales; Xylariaceae
Source: the annotation of a GenBank genome assembly